Westerdykella ornata is the source of this 1752-nucleotide messenger RNA. Its product is annotated as L-galactose dehydrogenase-like protein (L-GalDH). Bases 276 to 1598 code for a protein of 440 amino acids. Gene Ontology annotation, molecular function: D-arabinose 1-dehydrogenase [NAD(P)+] activity. Gene Ontology annotation, cellular component: cytosol. The record is from RefSeq and is a predicted model, not a curated record. NCBI's taxonomy places the organism in Eukaryota, Fungi, Ascomycota, Dothideomycetes, Pleosporales, Sporormiaceae. Gene Ontology annotation, biological process: dehydro-D-arabinono-1,4-lactone biosynthetic process. The transcript has a single exon.
GUCAAUGGCGUCAUGAAUUCCUUGCAGCCUCGGCGUUAGUCGACCCCAGGCCAUCAUGAGGGCUGGUGGGGUCAGACUCAAAACUCACUCUCCGCCAGCGAUCGCCGGCUAGAUCUAGGUUCCGCGUUUACCGUGUACCUUAUUUAUACGUCAGAACUCUCUUCCAAUCUUCAGCUCCUGUAUGAGUGCAGAAUUUCUCUGUAUCUUCUCACACUACCGCAACAUACUAGACCGACAAUCCUCCUCCUCGGACAGGCGUACCCCUCCACAUCACAAUGGCUUCUACGCAAAGCCAAUACCCUUUGGACCCCUCUGGGCCCUCAGUAACCACUUCCGCUGUCCCAAAAAUGCAAAAACCGAUCCCCUACUCCUGUAGCAACGGUCACCGCACCCCGCUCUCCUCCAUCCUCCCACCACUCAUCUUCGGCACCGCAACCUUCAACCACCAGUACAACUCCGACCCCUUCUCCCUCGACACGACCGGCCUCGUCGCCUCCGCCCUCGACUACGGCAUCCGCGCCUUCGACACGUCUCCCUACUACGGUCCCUCCGAGCAACUCCUCGGCGCUGCCCUCGCCACCCCUUUCGUCCGCUCCACCUUCCCUCGAGAUUCAUACCUCCUCCUUACAAAAGUCGGUCGCAUCGCGUCUUCAGAGUUCGACUACAGCCCCGCCUGGAUAAGAACGAGCAUUGCGCGCAGCUUGCGGCGCCUGCAAACUCCCUACCUCGACCUCGUCUACUGCCAUGACAUCGAGUACGUGUCUCCGGACGAAGUCGUCACCGCGGUCCGCGAACUCCGAAGAAUCAGAGACGAGGAAGGAACGAUUCGAUAUAUAGGAAUCUCGGGCUACCCUAUAGGUGUCCUCGGUUCCGUCGCCGAACUCAUCCUCCGCGAAACUGGCGAACCAGUAGAUGCAGUCCAAUCGUUUGCCAAUUUCACUUUGCAGAACCGGACGCUCGGAGGCCCUGGCGGGAUCGACCGGCUUGCCGCUGCCGGUGUCCAAGUCGUCACGAACGCAAGUCCCCUGGGUAUGGGGUUAUUGAGGAGAGAAGGCGUCCCCGUGGGAGCGCUGGGCGAUUUCCACCCCGCUAGCCGCGAAUUGAGAGCUGCGGUGCGCAGGGCUAGCGAGUUCUGCGACGGAGUGGGGGAGAGAUUGGAGGUGGUUGCCUUGCGCUGGGCGCUCGAGACGUGGAUCUCUGCGGGCGCAGCUGCGGGUUCGAGAGCGCACCCUGUGUCGGGCUUACCCGGGAAGGAGGAAUCGAAUGAGGAUGUGGGUAGAGGGACGAAGUUUGGGAUCAGUGUGAUCGGGGUGUCGAAUGCGAAGGAGUUGGAGAUGACGAUGCUGAUGUGGAGGAGCAUAUUGGAUGGGUUGGAGGGAGGUGAGGAUAAGGCUGUGCAGACGGGGCGAUGGAAGAGGGCGCGGGAGUGGUCGAGGAAUAGGAGGGAGGCGGUUGAGAUGUUGGCGGAGGGGGUGCAGGAGGUCCUGGGAGAGUGGUUCAACUACGCGUGGGACAGUCCUCCGAAGGGGUUUGUGAAUCAGAGGAAGAAGGGGCAGAUUGAGGGCCAGAGCGAGGGAAAGAAGGAAGACGCACCAUGAUCGACGCCCGCCGGGAGUCCAAGAGCCUAAGCCGUCGGUGAAGACUACUGAGCCGGGGGAGAAGGGGAUUCCAAACGUUGAGUUUUGUGAGUAAGCACAUUGCCUUUGAUUCUAGGUUCCUUGGGUUUGCAUUCCUGGCAUACAAAGGCGCAAU